AUUUAAUGUAAAAUGAUUCAAAGGAUAAUUACUCCACCAAGGAAAAGCCAGAAGCAGAAUUAGCUGAACUGUUACACACUGUUUUUAGCAAUUGAAAUUGAAUCCUCCUCCGAGCUUACUCCUGCUAUUAAUCAGCGCCAUUGAUGAAGAAUUCAUUCAACAUUAUGCUAGAAGAAGAUUAGGGUUUGUUUGAUCUGAGUGAUAAUUUUGUGCGCGGAGAAAAUGGAAGAGGCGAAAGCGUUGGCUCAACAGCAGCUAAUGAUGCAACAGCAGCAACAACAACAACAACAACAACAACAACAGCACCAACAACAUCAGCAGCUACUCCUAUUGCAGCAGAUGCAACAACAACGUCAGAAGCAGCAACAACAACAGGAAGUCAUGGCUCGUUUCCCUUCUAACAUCGACGUUCAUCUCCGUCCUCAGCAGCUCCUUCACCGUCCCCUCAUUAAUCCCCUCCAAUCCCAAUCCCAAAACCCUAAUCCUAACCCUAACCCUAGCUCUAGCAAUAACCCGUCGAGCCAGAUCCCCAAUCAACAAAACCCUAGCGUUGGCCCGAACUCGGCCCAACAGCUGCAGCAGCAGCAGCAAAAGAUGGCGACCCGGGUUGCCCCGGAAUCGAAUCGGGUGGAGCUCCAGAUGGCUUACCAAGACGCUUGGCGAGUCUGCCAUCCUGACUUUAAACGUCCGUUCACUUCUCUUGAAGACGCUUGCGAAAGGCUUCUACCUUACCAUGUGGUGGCAGACUAUGAAGCAGAGGAGGAUGAUAAGAUCCUUGAUUCAGACACUACAGGCCAAAUGCUUUCUCGCUCACAGCAGUGGGACCACAACAUCGCUGCCAAAGUUGCAGAGUUUACUGCGACAUUUGAGAAACAAGUCCUAGCAUUUAACAUAAUUUCCCGCAAGAGAGAUCUUGGAGAAUUCCGGACAGAGGAGAAGCUCAUGAUAGAGCAGUUACUGUUGCAAGAAGAGAGAAGAGCUCUGCUUGAACUGAAGACAGAGAUGGACGCGAGACAAAAAAUGGGCAGAGAGAUUCAUGAUCCUAAUUUGCAAAUGGCGGCUCUUGUUCAUGCAGAACAAGCUCGCGCGGAAUCACAAGCUCGUGCUGAGAUGAUGAUACGAGCUAGUGCACUUGGGCCUAGGGGGAGCAAUAUUCAAAUGGGUAAUGAUGUGGGUGAGCAUGGACAGGAAGUUAGCCCUGAUGAAAUGAUCAAUGGUUGGGGCAACAAUGGACAUAAAGAUGAAAAAGAACCAUCCGAGGACUUUCUGAAUGAUGAAGAAACUGAUAAUGGAGAUAUGGGCACUCAGAGUGAGUGGCGUGGAGGUGGGGAGUUGGACCUGAACACAAGAUAAAUCUUAAGAGUCAGUGUUUGCAAUUUCCAUGUGAAAAGUGAAUACUUGUAUCAAAGUUUUAGCCCACCAUAUGCUUUGGUGCACUCUGUUAAUGAUUCCACACUUGAAAGUUGGGAGAAGCUCACCUAUUAAGAUUAGGAUGACUGAAAAUUGAGUGUCUUAUUAUGCUUAGACUGGAAAUGAAAUAUGGCCGUCUUUCUAUGAUUCAGGGGA
Messenger RNA from Nicotiana attenuata, 1566 nucleotides. RefSeq names its product putative mediator of RNA polymerase II transcription subunit 26. Lineage: Eukaryota; Viridiplantae; Streptophyta; Magnoliopsida; Solanales; Solanaceae. Gene Ontology annotation, biological process: positive regulation of DNA-templated transcription. Gene Ontology annotation, cellular component: SWI/SNF complex. Bases 223 to 1353 code for a protein of 376 amino acids. The record is from RefSeq and is a predicted model, not a curated record. The transcript has 2 exons.